This is a messenger RNA of Danio aesculapii, 3572 nucleotides long. RefSeq names its product T-box transcription factor Tb (gene tbxtb). Gene Ontology annotation, biological process: positive regulation of DNA-templated transcription; heart morphogenesis; cell fate specification. Lineage: Eukaryota; Metazoa; Chordata; Actinopteri; Cypriniformes; Danionidae. Bases 84 to 1361 code for a protein of 425 amino acids. The record is from RefSeq and is a predicted model, not a curated record. Gene Ontology annotation, cellular component: nucleus. Gene Ontology annotation, molecular function: DNA-binding transcription factor activity, RNA polymerase II-specific; RNA polymerase II cis-regulatory region sequence-specific DNA binding. The transcript is spliced from 9 exons.
CACUGGCCAGAACGAAUGCGUCAAAGCGGAGACCAACCAAUCAGAAACUUCCUAAGCAGUUCGUGGAGCGAGUUUUACCUGAAAUGGAGUCCGGUGACUGUCCUGAGAAGAACAUUCAGUUUAGGGUGGACCACUUAUUAACUGCGGUAGAAAAUGAGCUUCAAGUUGGCAGCGAGAAAGGAGAUCCGACGGAAAGAGAGCUUAAAGUCGGUUUGGAUGAAAAUGAACUUUGGCAGAAAUUCAAAGAACUGACGAAUGAGAUGAUAGUGACCAAGAAUGGCAGGCGCAUGUUUCCAGUGCUAAAGGUAAAUAUAUCGGGUCUAGAUCCAAACGCCAUGUACUCUUUCCUACUGGAUUUCGUCCCAGCGGACAAUCACCGGUGGAAGUAUGUGAACGGUGAGUGGGUACCGGGCGGCAAACCCGAGCCACAAGCCCCGAGCUGCGUGUACAUCCACCCGGACUCGCCAAACUUCGGCGCGCACUGGAUGAAGAGCUCCGUGUCCUUCAGUAAAGUCAAACUCACCAACAAACUCAACGGAGGAGGGCAGAUUAUGUUGAACUCGCUGCACAAAUAUGAGCCGCGUAUCCACAUAGUUCGAGUUGGUGGUCCACAGAGGAUGAUCACCACUCACUCUUUUCCCGAAACACAGUUCAUUGCAGUUACUGCCUAUCAAAAUGAAGAGAUUACAGCCCUCAAAAUUAAACACAACCCAUUCGCCAAAGCUUUUCUGGAUACCAAGGAAAGAAGUGAUCAUAAGGACAUCAUUGAGGAUGUCAGUGAAAGUCAGCAGUCUGGUUAUUCUCAAUUAAGCAGCUGGUUUCUGCCAUCUGCAGGGUCACUGUGUCCAUCUGCAAACCCUCACGCACAGUUCAACAGUGCACUGUCUCUGUCUUCGUCCCACGGCUGUGAACGUUACUCCACUCUUAGGAGCCACCGAUCCGCACCGUACAGCAGCCCGUAUGCUCACCGCACAGCCUCUCCUACUGGUUAUUCUGACAGCUCCACAUGUCUGUCCAUGUUGCCUUCCCAUGAUAACUGGUCCAGUCUACAGAUGUCCUCUCACUCCAGUGUGCUGCCGAUGGGCCACAGCUCUGGCCCAAACUCAAACACCAGCCAGUACACCAGCUUGUGGUCUGUAGGGAACUCCUCUCAGUCUGGAAGUAUGAGCAGCAGUCUGGGCUCUCACUUCCUCCGUGGCUCGGCCGGUCACUACAGCAGUCUCGCUCACCCACUCACAGCGACCUCUUCUGGCUCUCCUUUGUAUGACUCCACGGCUGCUUCAGAGGCUUCACAAUAUGACACUGCAGCCCAUACUCGCCUUCCUACAGCAUGGACCCAAGUGGCACCACCAUCCUUAUAAAAGUCAACCCUACGGACUAAAGUUAAGCCAUGUACAGCUGAACUCUCCUUGCUUUCAAGUAGGGUUGUCAAGGUAUGUUCUUAUGGGGUGUUCACACCAGACAGGGUUGGCGUGAAUAGAUUGCGUUAUUCACACGUAGUGAAGCUUAUUUAGAAACUAAUUUCGAGCGGAUCACGUGCUUAUGAUUGCUUGCGGCUGGUCCCGCAUUAUUCAACUUAUGAUUCACCAAUCAGACGUUUUCUAAGCCACCAUAAACACCCUAAGUUCCAUAUCACAGCCAUCUUCGUUUUGAAAAAUCCCCCCUUCCACCCCUACUCCUCCUCUUUUCCUAGAUGGGUGGCAUGGUGGCUUAGUGGUUAGCAUUGUUGCCUCACAGCAAGAACAUCACUGAUUCUAGUCUUUACCAAGCCAGUCGACGUUUCUGUGGGGAGUUUACACGUUCUCCCCAUGCUCACGUAGGGUUUAUCACGGGUUCCCGGUUUCCUCUCACCGUCCAAAAACAUACAACUUAAGUUAAUUGACUAAUCCAAAUCGGCACCAUAGACAUGCUCCUAGUAAGUAGUUAUCUCUUAAGAGCAAUCACUAUCUGCUCAUUAGCUACUACGGCAGAAGAGUUCUCGAGAUCUACCUGAGCUCAAACUCCCCUCUUGCCUUGCAAACGGGAGGGAGCCCCUGGGCUCGAGGAUCUUAUAAGCUCAGGGCUCUCUCCCGGGACAGCAUGCUAAACAAGCGUUAUAAUCAAUCAUCAGCUAAGUGUGAACUCUUGAAACUAGACACGUGGACAAUUUGAGUUUACUCAUUUACUUCAUUUGCAUGGCAAAUUCACUUCACAAUAGACACGUAUUGGCGUCAUAGGCGGGAUGUCUGUCUGCCCAGUGACUCCAGUUUCGUUGCUAAAUGGCUGACAUGGAUUUUAUUGAGAGAGUAGCUUUGCUUUAUGUGCUUUAAGAAUGCUGGAAAACAGCGUAGAUUCGUUCGGUGCCAUGUCUGGGUCCAAUGGUUCCUUCAGAAUUGCACCCAGCUCUGUGAGUUCAUCAACUCCAAGCUUCUCCUGGAUGACGUAUGAUUUCUGUGGUACUUCUGACUGAGCCGGUCCCAGUUUGAUGAGCUGUUGUCGGGUGUCGGCAGGAGAAUUUCCCCUCGGGACACCAACUACAGGUGCUAUGUCAUAAUCACUCCCCUACUAGAGCAAGCUCCUGAUUGGAUAACAUGUCGUGAAUGUCCAUCAAGGUUCAUCAUUCGCUCGAUUCGUGUCAUUCGAGUGAAUAGUGUCGCAGGAUGCCUAAUUGCGUCUAUACAUUGACUUAACAUGGAAAACAUUUGGGCUUGUUGCUUCAUCUGUGUCUGGUGUGACGGAACCAUAAAACACAGCUCAUUGGCCGUUGUGCUCACACGCUCAAACAGAAACUGACUGUGAUUGGUCGAGAAGGUUCACCGCUCUUCACCACUAUGCACCAAGUGCAAACACAGAUACACGAACACUAGAGUGUUUUAAAGCUGCGUCCAUCCAUCAGCGGAUCACUUGUAUAUCAGCUCAUUGACAGACCAGCUGAUUGAUGCGACUUUGAAAUUCUCCAGUGUCUGAUUUGGUCAACAGCAGUGAAGAACGGUGAACUGAUGACCUUGACAGCCAAUCACAGUCAUUUCUGUUGAGCACGUGAACACAACGGCCAAUCAACGGUGUUUAAGAAUGAGCUGAAAUGUUAGUGGGAACUGUACGUUUUUAAAAUUUCAGUAGCGAUUGGUACCAAACUCGAUACUUUUGACAACCCUGCUUUCAAGUAACAACUUUUUCCACCAACGUAGUAGUUACAUUGGAGGUUAGUGUGAUUUCACCAAGUAGGACAUGUUUCUGGAUCAACAACGUUCCAAUCAGCCAAUCAGAUUGAAGGGAUAAGUUUACUUUUCAACUUAGGGUUACGUGCUUCUACAUCAUUGUUAUACAUUUAUUUAUCCUACAGUUAGGGGUAGGGAUUAGGUAGGGAUUCUAGUUGAUCAUUUAAAAAAAGUGGCAGAAGGUCAAUUUUUCUGUUGAAUCAUCAGUUCAAUUCAAUCUCACAAUUCACAUUAGCAAGCAAGUGUUAUGUAAUUUAGUUUUAGAGUACUUCCGGUUCAGACCAUGAAGGUCACUUAGGGCUUUUAAAUAUACAAGUAACCAUUCUUAAGGAAUAAUGCACAUAAGGGUUAUUUAUAUUUUGUCCUAUUAUAAAG